AUGAAAGCCACGGAAGCCACGACCGAAAUCCAGGAUGUUUUGGGCAAAGACGCCCUCUCCUACCAUAUGGCGAAGUAUUGGUUCCAGAGGUUCAAAGAAGGGGACUAUGGACUGGAGGACAAACCAAGGUCCGGACGGCCAACUGUGAUCGACGAUGACGCCCUGAAAGCCAUGAUCGAGAGCGAUCCCAAACUGACAUCACGUGAACUUGAAGAGCUCCUUGGUGUUUCCCAUUCCGCCAUUCUGGACCAUCUCCAUCGGUUGGGCAAAGUGUGGAAGUACGGUCAAUACGUUCCCCAUGAACUUUCGGAGUGGCAGCUUAUGGUCCGCGCCAACUGUUGUGCCCAACUUUUGUCGUACCACCGCACAUUGAACUGGGUGACCAAUAUCGUUACUGGAGACGAGAAAUGGGUCAUGUAUGUGAACCAUACCCGCAAGCGUCAGUGGCAUGGACCCGGCCAUCAUGGUGAGCCAACCCCGAAACCCGAACUUCACCCAAAAAGGAUUAUGCUGUGUGUUUGGUGGACUUCUACGGGAGUUAUUUAUUGGGAAUUGCUCCCUGAUGGUCACGCCGUCACCCCAGAAGAGUAUUCGCGGCAGUUGGACCGCGUCGCCGAGAAUGCUAGAGGAAAAAUGGAACAAGUUUUCUUUCUGCACAGCAACACCCGGCCCGAGAUCGCAAAAGUCGUGCGCCAAAAAGUGAUGGAGAAUGGCUGGAGUCUGCUGCCCCAUCCGCAGUAUUCCCCAGAUCUGGCACCCUCUGAUUACCACUUAUUCAAGUCGCUGAGCAGCCAUUUGGGAGCUAUGCGGUUCGAUUGUUUGGAGGACCUCAAAACAGCCCUCUCGGAUUUCUUUGAUUCCAGAGACCCCGGUUUCUACGCUCGUGGAAUUGAAUCCUUGCCGGAACGUUGGCAACGUGUAAUGGAUACCGACGGUGAAUACUAUGUUUGA
This is a messenger RNA of Bursaphelenchus xylophilus (pine wood nematode), 951 nucleotides long. The record is from the annotation of a GenBank genome assembly. NCBI's taxonomy places the organism in Eukaryota, Metazoa, Nematoda, Chromadorea, Rhabditida, Aphelenchoididae.